Columba livia (rock pigeon) is the source of this 3165-nucleotide messenger RNA. It is a transcript of the gene REEP5, whose product is annotated as receptor accessory protein 5. The transcript is spliced from 5 exons. The record is from RefSeq and is a predicted model, not a curated record. Bases 125 to 694 code for a protein of 189 amino acids. NCBI's taxonomy places the organism in Eukaryota, Metazoa, Chordata, Aves, Columbiformes, Columbidae.
GCCCCCCGCCGCGCCUGUGGGUGGGCCCGCGGGCGGCGCCAGGGGCGGAGCGGAGCGGAGCGGAGCCUGCAGCUCGGCCGCCGUGAGCCCGGGGCGACAGAUCGGGCAUCUCGACGGCCUCGCCAUGACAGCGGCAAUGAGGCAGAGGUUUGACCGGUUCCUGCACGAAAAGAACUGCAUGACCGCCGUGCUCGAGCGGAUAGAGAGCAAGACCGGCGUCAGCCGCACUUACAUCGCCACCGCCGUCGUCGGGGUGGUGGCCGUGUACCUGGUGGUGGGAUACGGCGCGUCCCUGCUCUGCAACGUCAUCGGCUUCGGCUACCCCGCCUACAUCUCAAUCAAGGCCAUUGAAAGCCCCAAUAAAGAUGAUGACACACAGUGGCUGACUUACUGGGUUGUGUAUGGUGUUUUCAGCAUAGUGGAAUUCUUCUCUGAUAUCUUCCUCUCCUGGUUCCCUUUCUACUACAUGCUAAAGUGUGGCUUUCUGUUGUGGUGCAUGGCUCCAAGUCCUUCUAAUGGGGCGGAGUUUCUCUAUCAUCGAAUUAUCCGGCCUUUCUUCCUGAAGCAUGAAGCUCAGCUUGAUAGUGUUGUUCAAGACCUGAAAGACAAGGCUGCAGAGACUGCAGAUACCAUCACUAAAGAAGCCAAGAAAGCAACAGUGAACUUACUGGGUGAAGAAAAGAAGAGCACUUAACUCUUAAUUGGAUAAAGUUUCCCUACAACCUCCUUUAUGAAGCUUGAUGUUAUUGGGAACUGUGGUCUAAAUUCAAUAAUAUUGCCUUGGAAACAUUUUGAUAUAUUAAAGGAAUGUGUCAUAAGUUUGCUUACUAUUUUGCUCUGUCUGUAUAGAAAGUAAGAAGUCUUACUUAAAAGCAAUGCAGUGGGCAGCAUCUGAAGCUUAAUGAAAACAUUUUAUUCAUCUUCAUGCAGAGGAAAUCUUUCAGUAAUCUCUUCCUGUAGUAACAUAAGUAAAAGUAUAUAUCCCACAGGAUCUGCACUUCAGUUUUGUCUAUGUGUGUAAUGACUCUUAACACUUGGACUGUGCUGUGUCUGGUCAAACAUGAAGCUAUCAUGUAAGAAAAUACUGGUCUCAAUGGAUGUCUUGAAUAUACAGGGAUUUAUGGUAAGAGAUGGCAUAAAGGCUGUAUUCCCCACCAAUAAAGUUGUACAUGAUGAAAUUACAUGUUCUAGGCACCUAAAGAUAGAGAUUAUUCACUGUUGCAUGUUUUGUUGUAACACAGUAUUUGGUACAGUGUAUGUAUUCUUAAAUGGAUAGAUAUUAAGUAUAGGAAAGAGUAACUUUAAAUAAGUCAUGAAGCCUAUAUUAGUGUAAAGUAGUUUGCCAGAAAUGGAUGCAUUAAAUUGCACAGGACUAGCACAAGAUGGCUCAAGUACAACUCCUUGCCUCUUCUUGCUAAAGAAAGAUGUCAUCUAGAGUUGUUAAUAGAGCGCCUUUUAGGAUCACACUCAAAAGCCGAAACCACCUUUCGCUAAGGAGGGAUACCAUUACAAACUUUUUCCUGGAGUCCUGUUGAAAUAUUAACUUCCUUGGAUGUCAGUCUCCCGAACUACAUCAUUAAUGGGAUGGACUACAUCCUUCAUGAGCUCUUUCUGCUACUAAAAAUCUGCAAUCUCUUUUGACUGUGCUAAGAACGACUUUGCAUUAGCACUGAAACUGCCUGAAUAGAGAUGCUUUUGUCAUUACUUGCUAUAUUCCUGACCAGCCAGUAAGAAUGCAGCCAAAGUUGUUAAGAGAAUAAAGGCUUUUGUGCAGUCAAGGAAAAAUAUUUUUUUAACUAAUUCUGUAUUUACUCUUUCGUAGUGCAGUAUUUUCAACAAAUUCAGCAUGAAUUACUAAAAUCUCCUUGUUGUAACCUCCGUGGUGGUGUUUAAAGCCCACAGUAAUACUAUGACAAUUCUUAACUCACAGAACACGCAGAAGGAAAGCUUAAGCUUUUGAUACAAUGAAGAGUGAUUUCUGGUCCACAAUCUUAAAUCCAGAAGAUUUAACCUUAAAAUAGACUUUGAAGACUUUUGGCUUUCUGCAACAAGUUGGUGGAUAAACAUUUACAUAAAACUGUAAAUUUUCAGAUGCAAGAACUGCAAAAGAAUGAAGCACACAGUGUAACUCAGCAGAUCAGUUUUAAAUUUGGUGUGUAUUGCAAGAAAAGGUGUAAAAGUGUCUUAAAGCAUUGUAGGCUGGAAAGCAGCCCUUAGGGCUCUCAGCUUGGAUAGGCAAGUAUGAGACACACUGUGCAUCAUUUUCUGCAGGACAGCAUGCAGCUUGUUAUUUGAAAGAAAAAAAUCUAUCACAGGUGAUCAUUCCACGACAACUUUUUGUUAUGAGUGGAUGUGUUGAAGAGGAUAAAGUUUACAACAAAGUUGGAGAUGUAAGCAAGUAAAAGGUUUGAAGUGACUCGCCGUUGAACUGGUUUAAUUUCUAGUGUUAUCUUUCUCCGUCUUAAACCCAGAGCAAUUUUCUGUAGACCAUAUUAAACCCCAGUGUUGUGUUUUAAACACCAUUACCUGAGUAUAUCACAGUCAUGUGCCCAGUCUUAGUUUCACCUUUUGAAAUAAUAAGUAAGAAAUAAAGCUACUUAAUUUUCUAUUUGAUUUAGGUACAAAGUACCAUGUAACUUCCUUCUUUAAAAGCUGCUAGUAAAUUUUAGACUUUCCAAGGCUAAUGAGCUCUGCACUAGAGACAAAACUUAUUUUUCACUUCUCAUACUACUCAACAGUUGUUCUACUGUUAUAAAUGGGGAUAAAACAGUUCUAGGUAAGUGCUGAAACAUUAAUUCACAUCUCUCAGAUUUUAAGCUAGGCUUUAAAUAAACUUCUUGUCUUUACAACUUCGUAUUUCGUGACCAGCAGCUAAAUUCAGUGCUCCUGUGUCAGAUUUCUACUUGAACUGGAACUACCGCCUGUUUUCAACAGAACUUGAUCUCAUUGCUUCCUUUGAUGCAAGUAGAAAUGCCUGAAUUUCUGCAGCAAAUUAUCCUUUCCCGCAAGUAGCUCCAGGGGGCUGGCACUUUGAGAAGUGUUCUUCUCAAAGUCUUCUUCACAGCAUUUAUGUGCAAAUGUUUGUACACACAUCUACUCCAUGUAUGUGCUGAAGUUGUAAUGUGCUAAAUAAAAAUGGACACAAAUAAAGAAAUUCUUCCAGGA